Dovyalis caffra is the source of this 636-nucleotide messenger RNA. The record is from the annotation of a GenBank genome assembly. Lineage: Eukaryota; Viridiplantae; Streptophyta; Magnoliopsida; Malpighiales; Salicaceae.
AUGGCAUCGAUUGUAAGAUCGAAACCGGUUAUUCUCCUGCUCUUCGUACAAUCAUGCCUCUGUCUUCUCUCUCCGUCUCUCGCAAUUUCAUCUGGGUCUUCUCUUGAUGGUUACGCCAUAAAUGGUAGAGUGAAGAUCCCAGGUAUCGGUGCAAAAGGACUUGGAAGUCACGGAAAAAUAUCCAAUGUCAAAGUUAUCCUCAAUGGUGGCCAACAUGUUACGUUUCUGAGGCCUGAUGGAUAUUUUUCAUUUCAUAAUGUGCCAGCGGGGACUCAUUUAAUUGAAGUGGCUGCUAUUGGCUAUUUCUUUUCUCCGGUCCGAGUUGAUGUUAGCGCCAGAUUCCCGGGUAAGGUUCAAGCAACGCUGACGGAGAAAAGAAGGAGUCUGAGUGAACUGGUAUUAGAGCCAUUAAAGGAAGAGCAGUAUUACGAGAUUAGGGAACCCUUCAACAUAAUGUCUGUUGUCAAAAGUCCGAUGGGUCUCAUGAUGGGAUUUAUGGUGUUGGUUAUGUUUGUAAUGCCAAAAUUAAUGGAAAACAUGGAUCCGGAGGAGAUGAAGAGAGCACAAGAAGAAAUGAGAAACCAAGGGGUUCCAUCCCUAGCAAGCAUGUUGCCAGGAGCUGGAAGGAGCAAUUAG